Molecule: messenger RNA, 2232 nt
Organism: Alternaria arborescens
Lineage: Eukaryota; Fungi; Ascomycota; Dothideomycetes; Pleosporales; Pleosporaceae
Product: putative AAA domain-containing protein
Exons: 2
Coding region: 1-2232 (743 amino acids)
Biological process (GO): ribosome biogenesis
Cellular component (GO): nucleus
Molecular function (GO): ATP binding; RNA binding; preribosome binding
Source: RefSeq, a predicted model, not a curated record
AUGGUAUCAAAAGGCCGACCCUCCCUCCAGGCAGGCCUGGACAAGGAAGUGUACCAGGUGGUGCGCAAAUAUCUCGACGAGAAGAAUGAGUCGGCGCUGAAACUGCGCCCGUCGACCGUCUACGACUAUAUCCAACGCUCCAACUCAAGCCUGAAGAGACGGCCAAAGAAGCAAAUCGAGGAUUCAAUCGACCGCGUAAUUGACGUUAUCCGCGAAGACGAAGAACCCGAUUCCGAAGACGAAAUGGCAGAACUCGAAGGAGACUUUACCAUGGACGAACCGAAAGACAAAAAGGACCGAUCGAGCGAUUGGAUGAAUAAGCAAAUUGUCAGUCAAUGGGCAAUCCCGCCAGCUGCAAACGGGGAGAAGAGUGAGAAGAGCGAGAAGAGCAAAAAGCGAGACAGUGGGAAGACAAAAGAGGAGAGGGAAGCUAAGAGACAGAAGAAGGCAGGGGCACAGGAGAAGGAGAGCAAGAUCGACACAGCAGCUCCUACAGGUGUUACAUUAGAAGAUCUCGGUGGCGUGGAAAAAGUCAAAGAACAGCUCAAAGAGCAUCUCGUGUUGCCUCUUCUCUGCCCUCAGGAAUACGCCAACCGCAAAAUCCCAAUACCACGCGGUAUAUUACUCCAUGGUCCACCAGGAUGUGGUAAGACUGUCAUAAGUCGGGCCUUCGCUGCCGAGCUUGGUGUACCGUUUAUUGAGAUUUUGGGUCCAUCCGUCGUGUCGGGUAUGUCUGGAGAGUCUGAGAAGCAAGUAAGGGAGCAUUUUGAGAAGGCCAAGGAGGUUGCCCCAUGCUUGAUCUUCAUCGACGAAAUCGACGUUAUUGCGCCCAAGCGCGACAGUGCCCAGAGUCAGAUGGAGAAGAGGAUAGUUGCCCAGCUUCUGAUAUCGAUGGACAGUCUUGCUAUGGAGGGCAACAAUGGAAAGCCUGUGAUCGUACUGGCCGCUACAAACCGUCCCGACAGUCUGGAUCCAGCUUUGCGUCGAGGAGGCCGAUUCGAUACCGAGAUUAACAUGGGUGUACCGAAUGAGCUUAUGCGACGGUCUAUACUCCAAGCUCUUACACGCGAACCAAAGCUAUCCCUUGAUGUCGAUUUCAGUGUACUAGCGAAGAGGACAGCAGGAUUCGUUGGCGCUGAUUUGAAAGAUCUUGUAAGCAAAGCGGGCACAUGGUCCAUGGACCAGUUUCGAAGAGCACUUGAAAAGCAGGCAGCCAACGCGGAGACUACGAUGGAGAUCGACGGUGGCAUUUCUCUUAAUGCCGAUAGCCUCAUGAACCAAUCGAUUAGGCGACUAAUCACCCGUGUAAGAGACACGGAAGCUCCCCGACCAGAAGGUUUCGAAGAUACUGUCAUCACAAUGGAAGCCUUUGAAGCCGUUCUGCCUACCAUUACCCCAUCGUCAAAACGAGAGGGCUUUGCCACCGUACCGGACACUACAUGGCGAGACGUUGGUGCGCUGGCAGGCGUCCGCGAAGAGCUCGAGAUGGCUAUCUGCGAGCCUAUCAAAGAUCCUGCAAAGUUUGCGAAAUUUGGUAUCUCUGCACCCACCGGUGUACUCUUAUGGGGACCACCUGGUUGCGGUAAGACGCUUCUGGCUAAGGCGGUGGCGGCAGAGUCCAAGGCGAACUUUAUCAGUGUCAAGGGGCCGGAACUGCUGAACAAGUACGUAGGAGAGUCUGAAAGAGCUCUACGCCAGGUUUUCAUGCGCGCUCGAUCAUCUGUUCCAUGCGUUAUCUUCUUCGAUGAGCUCGAUGCUCUCGUACCUAAACGCUCUACCGAGCUUCACGAAGCCUCCGCACGCGUUGUCAACACAUUACUUACCGAGCUCGAUGGCCUAUCCAUGCGUGAAGGCAUCUACCUUAUCGCAGCCACCAACCGGCCCGAGAUGAUCGACGAAGCGAUGCUCCGACCUGGACGCUUGGAGACCCUACUUUACGUCGAACUUCCCAAGCCAGAGGAGCGUGUGGAUAUCUUGAGAGCGCAUAUUCGCAAGCGUGGCGUCAUCGCCCCUGAACUUGCUGAGAUAGGCCGCCAAGAUGUUUGCAAUAACUUCUCGGGUGCCGAUCUUGAGAGUAUGUUACGAAAAGCUGGACAGCAUGCCUUGAGACGGCGCAGUGACAUUGUGGAGGAGUUGGACUUUAUUGAGGCAGCCAAGACUGUUAGACCUAGUGUGGGCGAUGUGAAGAAGUAUGAGAAGCUGAGGGAAAGGUUUGAGACAAAGCUUUGGUAA